AUGGCAAUUUCUACAGUGAUUGUGGGUGCUUAUGAAGACAUUGACUGUGGAAAUCCAAAAGACAUUGCUGGUGCCACAAACUCCUAUGAAACCACCACCUAUAAAUCUGAAGUGACCUAUACUUGCCCAGAGGGAGAACAACUAAAGUCAGUAUGCGAAAAAAACAACAAAUGGACUCCAGUUGUGGAAACCUGUAACGAUCCUCAGAUCCAUUUUGUGAAAGUAAAAGGUGCAGCUCUGGAUGUGCCAGGGAAAUUAUUGUGGAAGAAAAAAAAUGUAACAGCAAAAGCCUGUGCAGAAAAAUGUUUGUCAGACAAAAAAUGUUUAUCAUUUGAAAUAAAUAAAGAAAAUGGAAAAUGUUUCUUAUCAAAGCAAACUGCAAGUUCCUCCAAGAAAAUAAAGAAAGUCAAGAACAAAGAUUACUACCAACGAGUAAAAUCUGAUGAAGGGCCUGUUAUGUUGAAAAAGGUUAGCGUACCAAGUAAGGCUACUUUAGGACGGCUUAAGGAUAAGACCUUAAAGAAGUGUAAAAAUUCUUGUCAACAAUAUACAGGAUGUAACUCUUAUCAGUACAAUGCUGAAGCUAAGUUGUGUGAUCUGAGUAAUGUGACUCAGUUGAAUGAUGAACUUAAACCCAACGAUGGAAGUUGGGAUAUAUUCUUAACUAACCCAGUUGUUACAAAAGUUAACUGUGGACCUCCAAAGGAUGUUGUUGGUGCAAAGAAGUCCUACACUGACACCACCUAUAAAUCUGAAGUGACCUACACAUGUCCAGGAGGACAACAGUUGAAGUCAAAGUGUAAAGAUGACAAUAAAUGGACUCCAGUUGCAUCCAAUUGUGAAGUUUCUAAGAUCCAUUUUGUGAAAGUAAAAGGUGCAGUUCUGGAUGUACCUGGGAAAACUUUGGCGAGUAAUAAAAGUGUAACAGCAGAUGUUUGUGCAGAAAGAUGUUUGUCUGACAAAAAUUGUUUAUCAUUUGAAAUAACUGAAGAAACUGGAAAAUGUUAUUUAUCAAAGGAAUCUGCAGCUUUUUCCAAGAAAAUAAAAGCAGCCAAAAGCAGAGAUUACUACCAACGAGUAAAUCCCAAUAAAGAUAUUUUAAAAUUUAAAAGAACUUCCAUACCAAGAGAAGAUGCAUUUAAACGGCAGGAAAAUAUGACCUUAAAGGAGUGUGACCAUGCUUGUCAUCAAACUCCAGGAUGUAAUUCUUAUGAGUAUGAUAAGAAAGCUAAGUUCUGUGAUCAAAGUAAUGCAACUCACUUGACUCAUGACCUUCAACCAGAUCAAAAGGAUUGGGAUAUUUACGUCAUUAACCCAGCUUUCGCAAAUAUUAACUGCGGGCUUCCCAAAGAUAUUGUUGGUACAUCAAAGUCCUACAAAACCACUGCAUAUAAAUCUGAAGUACUCUAUACUUGCUCAGAUGGAGUACAACUAAAGUCAAUAUGUCAAAAAGACAACAAAUGGACUCCAGUAACGUCUUCUUGUAAAGAUCCUCAGCUCCAUUUUGUGAAAAUAAAAGAUGCUGCUCUGGAUGUACCUGGGAAAACAUUGUUGGAUAAGGAAGAUGUAACAGCAGAUGAAUGUGCAGAAAAAUGUCUGUCUGAUGAAAGCUGUUUAUCAUUUGAAAUAAAUAAAAAAAAUAGAAAAUGUUACUUAUCAGAGAAAUCUGCAGCUACCUCCAAGAAAUUAAAGGCAGACAAAGACAAAGAUUACUACCAUCGAUUAAAGCUUGAUGACAAGCCUUUCAUGAUGAAAAAAGUUAGCAUACCAAAGAAAACUAAGAUAGAAGAGCUUCAGGAUAUGAAAUUAAAGGAGUGUGACGAAGCUUGCAGUCAAUAUGCAGGAUGUAACUCUUAUCAGUACAAUAAGAAAAAGAAGAUAUGUGAUCUGAGUAAUGUGACUCAGUUGAGUGAUGAACUUAAACCCAACAAUGGAAGCUGGGACAUAUACAUAGUUAACCCAGUUAUCACAAAAAUUAACUGUGGACCACCAAAAGAUGUUGUUGGUGCAUCUAAAUCCUACAAUACUACUACCUAUAAAUCUGAAGUGAUCUAUACUUGUCAAAAAGGAGGAAUAUUAAAAGCAACAUGUAAAGAGAACAGGAAAUGGGCUCCAGUAGUAUCUUGUAAAGUUACUAAGAGCAAAUUUUUGAAAGUAAAAAGUGCAAUGUUGGAUGUACCUGGAAAAACUUUGUGGAGAAAGAAAAAUGUAACAGCAGAAGCCUGUGUAGAAAAAUGUUCAUCUGACACAAAUUGUUUAUCAUUUGAAAUAACUAAAGGAAGUGGAAGAUGUUACUUAUCGAAGGCAACUGCAGCUUCCAACAAGAAAAUAAAAGAAGCCAACAGAGAUUACUACCAACGAGUAGAUCCCGAUGAUGAUGUUUUUACAUUUAAAAGAACUGCCAUACCAGGGCAUGAUUCACCUGAUCGGAUUAAAGGAAUCAGUUUAAAGGAGUGUGAUCGUGCUUGUCUUCAAAUUCCAGGAUGUAAAUCUUAUGAGUAUCAUGAAAAAAAAAAAUUCUGUAAUCCAUCUAAUGAGACUCACCUGACUUAUGACCUUAAACCCAACAAAGAUGGAUGGGAUAUACAUAUCAUGAACCCAGUUUACAGCAAAAUAAAAUGUGGACGACCAAGAGACAUUGCUGGUGUAUUGAUGUCCUACAAUUCCACCACCUAUAGAUCUGAAGUGACCUACACAUGUCCAGACAGAGAAGAACUGAAGUCAAAAUGUGAAAAGGACCGAAAAUGGACUUCAGUAGACUCUGUUUGUGAAGUUUUUAAACACAUUGACUGUGGAAAUCCAAAAGACAUUGCUGGUGCAACAAAGUCCUAUGACACCACCACCUAUAAAUCUGAAGUGACCUAUACUUGCCCAGAGGGAGAAAAACUAAAGUCAACAUGUGAAAAGGACAACAAAUGGACUCCAAUUGUGGAAACCUGUAACGAUCCUCAGAUCCAUUUUGUGAAAGUAAAAGGUGCAGCUCUUGAUGUACCAGGGAAAUUAUUGUGGAAGAAAAAAAAAGUAACAGCAAAAGCCUGUGCAGAAAAAUGUUUGUCAGACAAAAAAUGUUUAUCAUUUGAAAUAAAUACAGAAAAUGGAAAAUGUUUCUUAUCAAAGCAAACUGCAAGUUCCUCCAAGAAAAUAAAGAAAGUCAAGAACAAAGAUUACUACCAACGAGUAAAAUUAGAUGAAGAGCCUGUAAUGCUGAAAAAGGUUAGCAUACCAAGUAACGCUAUUUCAGGACGGCUUAAGGAUAAGACCUUAAAGGAGUGUGAUAAGGCUUGUCAACAAUAUAUAAGAUGUAACACUUAUCAGUACAAUGCUAAAUCUAAGGUGUGUGAUCUGAGUAAUGUGACUCAGUUGAAUGAUGAACUUAAACCCAACGAUGGAGAUUGGGAUAUAUACAUAGUUAACCCAGUUAUUACAAAAAUUAACUGUGGACCUCCAAAAGAUGUUGUUGGUGCAAAGAAGUCCUACACUGACACCACCUAUAAAUCUGAAGUGACCUACACAUGUCCAGGAGGACAACAGUUGAAGUCAAAGUGUAAAGAUGACAAUAAAUGGACUCCAGUUGCAUCCAAUUGUAAAGUUUCUAAGAUCUAUUUUGUGAAAGUAAAAGGUGCAAUUCUGGAUAUACCUGGAAAAACUUUGGGGAGUAAGAAAAAUGUAACAGCAGAUGUCUGUGCAGAAAAAUGUUUGUCUGACAAAAAUUGUUUAUCAUUUGAAAUAAAGGGAGAAAGUGGAAAAUGCUAUUUAUCACAGGAAACUGCAGCUUCCUCCAAGAAAAUAAAAGCAGCCAAAACCAAAGAUUACUACCAACGAGUAAAUGCUGAUGACGAUAUUUUAAAAUUUAAAAGCACUAUCAUACCAGGAGAAGAUAUAUUUAAACGGCUGAAAAAUGUGACCUUAAAGGAGUGUGACCAUGCUUGUCAUCAAACUCCAGGAUGUAACUCUUAUGAGUAUAAGGAACGAGUUAUGUUCUGUGAUCGAAGUAAUGUGACUCACUUGACUCGUGACCUUGAACAUAACGAAGAUGGUUGGGAUACUUACGUCAUUAACCCAGCUUAUGCAAAUAUUAAAUGUGGACCUCCCAAAGAUAUUGUUGGUACAUUAAAGUCCUACAAAACCACUGCCUAUAAUUCUGAAGUACUCUAUACUUGCCCAGAUGGAAUACAACUAAGGUCAAUAUGUCAAAAGCACAACAAAUGGACUCCAGUAGCAUCUUCCUGUAAAGAUCCUCUGGUCCAGUUUGUGAAAAUAAAAGAUUCAGCUCUGGAUGUACCUGAGAAAACCUUGUUGGAUAAGAAAGAUGUAACAGCAGAUGAAUGUGCAGAAAAAUGUUUGUCUGGCAAAAGUUGUUUAUCAUUUGAAAUAAAUAAAGAAAAUGGAAAAUGUUACUUAUCAAAGAAAUCUGCAGCUACCGCCAAGAAAUUAAAGGCAGACAAAGACAAAGAUUACUACCAACGAUUAAAGUUUGAUGACAAGCCUCUUGUGAUGAAAAAAGUUAGCGUACCAAGAAAUGCUACUGUAGAAGAGCUUGAGGAUGUGAACUUAAAGGAGUGUAGUGAAGCUUGCAAUCAAUAUCUAAGAUGUAACUCUUAUCAGUACAAUGAGCAUGAUAAGAUAUGUGAUCUGAGUAAUGUGACUCAGUUGAGUGAUGAACUUAAACCCAACAAUGGAAGCUGGGACAUAUACAUAGUUAACCCAGUUGUCACAAAAAUUAACUGUGGAGCACCAAAAGAUGUUGCUGGUGCAUCUAAAUCCUAUAGUACUACUACCUAUAAAUCUGAAGUGAUCUAUACUUGUCAAGAUGGAGAAGAAUUAAAGGCAACAUGUAAAGAAAACAAGAAAUGGGCUCCAGAAGUGUCUUGUAAAGCUACUAAGAUCAAUUUUGUAAAAGUAAAAGGUGCAAUUCUGGAUGUACCUGGAAAAACUUUGUGGAAUAAGAAAAAUGUAUCAGCAGAAGCCUGUGCAGAAAAAUGUAUUUCUGACAAUACUUGUUUAUCAUUUGAAAUAACGAAGAAAAGUCAAAAAUGUUAUUUAUCAAAGGAGACUGCAGCUUCUAUCAAGAAAAUGAAAACAGCCAAAGACAGAGAUUACUACCAACAAGUAAAACCCGAUGAUGAUGUUUUUACAUUUAAAAGAACUGCCAUACCAGGGCAUGAUUCACCUGAUCGGAUUAAAGGAAUCAGUUUAAAGGAGUGUGAUCGUGCUUGUCUUCAAAUUCCAGGAUGUAAAUCUUAUGAGUAUCAUGAACAAAAAAAAUUCUGUAAUCCAUCUAAUGAGACUCACCUGACUUAUGACCUUAAACCCAACAAAGAUGGAUGGGAUAUACAUAUCAUGAACCCAGCUUACAACAAAAUAAACUGUGGACCACCAAGAGACAUUGCUGGUGCAUCAAAGUCCUACAAUACCACCAAAUAUAGAUCUGAAGUGAUUUACACAUGUCCACGAGAAGAAAAGCUAGUAUCAAAAUGUGAAAAAGACAAAAAAUGGACUGUAGUAGAUUCUGGUUGUGAAGUUUAUGCAAACAUUGACUGUGGAAAUCCAAAAGACAUUGCUGGUGCAGCAAUGUCCUAUGACACCACUACCUAUAAAUCUGAAGUGACCUAUACUUGCCCAGAGGGAGAAAAACUAAAGUCAACAUGUGAAAAGGACAACAAAUGGACUCUAAUUGUGGAAACCUGUAAUGAUCCUCAGAUCCAUUUUGUGAAAGUAAAAGGUGCAGCUCUUGAUGUAGCUGGCAAAAUAUUUUGGAAUAAGGAAAAUGUAACAGCAAAAGCCUGUGCAGAAAAGUGUUUGUCUGUCCCAAAUUGUUUAUCAUUUGAAUUAAGUAACGAAAAUGGGCAAUGUUUCUUAUUAAGGCAAGCUGCAAGUUCCUCCGAGAAAAUAAAAACAGUCUCAAGCAAAGAUUACUACCAACGAGUAAAACACGAUGAAGGGCCUAUUAUGCUGCAAAAGGUUGGUAUACCAAGCAAGGCUAUUUUAGGUCGGCUUAAGGAUAAGACCUUAAAGGAGUGUAAAAAGGCUUGUGAACAAUAUACAGAAUGUAACGCUUAUCAGUACAAUGAUGAAUCUAAGUUGUGUGAUCUGAGUAAUGUGACUCAGUUGAAUGAUGAACUUAAACCCAACGAUGGAAGUUGGGAUAUAUUCUUAACUAACCCAGUUGUUACAAAAGUUAACUGUGGACCUCCAAAGGAUGUUGGUGGUGCAAAGAAGUCCUACACUGACACCACCUAUAAAUCUGAAGUGACCUACACAUGUCCAGGAGGACAACAGUUGAAGUCAAAGUGUAAAGAUGACAAUAAAUGGACUCCAGUUGCAUCCAAUUGUAAAGUUUCUAAGAUCUAUUUUGUAAAAGUAAAAGGUGCAGUUCUUGAUGUUCCUGGAAAAACAUUAUUGGAAAAUAAAAGUAUAACAGCAGAUGUCUGUGCAGAAAAAUGUUUGUCUGACACAAAUUGUUUAUCAUUUGAAAUAAAGAAAGAAAGUGGAAAAUGUUAUUUAUCGAAAGUAACUGCAGCAUCCACCAAGAAAAUGAAAGCAGCCAAAAGCAGAGAUUACUACCAACGAGUAGAACCUGAUGAUGAUAUUUUAAAAUUUAAAAGCACUUCCAUACUAGGAAAAGAUACAUUUAAACGGCAGGAAAAUGUGACCUUAAAGGAGUGUGACCAUGCUUGUCAUCAAACUCCAGGAUGUAACUCUUAUGAGUAUAAGGAAAAAGCUAAGCUCUGUGAUCCAAGUAAUGCGACUCACUUGACUCAUGACCUUGAACCCAACAAAAAGGGUUGGGAUACUUAUGUCAUUAAUCCAGCUUAUGCAAAUGUUAACUGUGGGCCUCCCAAAGAUAUUGUUAAUACAUCAAAGUCCUACAAAACCACUGCCUAUAAAUCUGAAGUACUCUAUACUUGUUCAAAUGGAGUACAACUAAAGUCAAUAUGCCAAAAGGACAACAAAUGGACACCAGUAGGGUCUUCCUGUAAAGAUCCUCAGAUCAAUUUUGUGAAAAUAAAAGAUACAGCUCUGGAUGUACCUGGGAAAACAUCGUUGGAUAAGGAAGAUGUAACAGCAGAUGAAUGUGCAGAAGAAUGUUUGUCUGAUGAAAGCUGUUUAUCAUUUGAAAUAAAUAAAGAAAAUGGAAAAUGUUACUUAUCAGAGAAAUCUGCUGCUACUUCCAAGAAAUUAAAGGGAGACAAAGACACAGAUUACUACCAACGAGUAACACCUGAUGACAAGCCUUUCAUGAUAAGGAAAGUUAGCGUAUCAAAGAAGACUAAGAUAGGACGUCUUCAGGAUGUGAAAUUAAAGGAUUGUAACAAAGUUUGCAAUCACUAUGCAGGAUGUAACUCUUAUCAGUACAAUGAGCAAGAGAAGAUGUGUGAUCUGAGUAAUGUGACUCAGAUGAGUAAUGAACUUAAACCCAACAAUGGAAGCUGGGACAUAUACAUAAUUAACCCAGUUGUCACAAAAAUUAACUGUGGACCACCAAAAGAUGUUGUUGGUGCAUCUAAAUCCUAUGAUACUACUACCUAUGAAUCUGAAGUGAUCUAUACUUGUCAUGAUGGAAAAGAAUUAAAGGCAACAUGUAAAGAAGACAAGAAAUGGGCUCCAGAGGUGUCUUGUAAAGUUACUAAGGUCAAUUUUGUGAGAGUAAAAGAUGCAAUUCUGGAUGUACCUGGAAAAACUUUGUUGAGAAAAAAAAAUGUGUCAACAGAAUUCUGUGCAGAAAAAUGUUUGUCUGACAAAACUUGUUUAUCUUUUGAAAUAACUAAAGCAAGUGGAAAAUGUUAUUUAUCAAAGGAAACUGCAGCUACUUCCAAGAAAAUAAAAUCAGCCAAAGACAGAGAUUACUACCAACAAGUAGAUUCCGAUGAUGAUCUUUUAACAUUAAAAAAAAUUGCCAUACCAGGGCAUGAUUCACCUGAUCGGAUUAAAGGAAUCAGUUUAAAGGAGUGUGAUCGUGCUUGUCUUCAAAUUCCAGGAUGUAAAUCUUAUGAGUAUCAUGAACAAAAUAAAUCCUGUAUUCCAUCUAAUGAGACUCACCUGACUUAUGACCUUAAACCCAACAAAGAUGGAUGGGAUAUACAUAUCAUGAACCCAGCUAAUGACAAAAUAAACUGUGGACCACCAAGAGAUAUUGCUGGUGCAUCAAAGUCCUGUGCUUCCAGCAACUACAGAGAUGAAGUGAUCUACACGUGUCCACUGGGAGAAAAACUAAGAUCAAAAUGUGAAAAGGACAACAAAUGGACUUCGGUAGAUUCUACCUGUAAAACUUAUAAAGACAUUGACUGUGGAAAUCCAAAAGACAUUGCUGGUGCAGAAAAGUCCUACGAUGCCACCACCUAUAAAUCUGAAGUGACCUAUACUUGCCCAAAGGGAGAAAAACUAAAGUCAAUAUGUGAAAAGGACAACAAAUGGUCUCCAAUUGUGGAAACCUGUAAUGAUGCUCAGAUCCAUUUUGUGAAAGUAAAAAGUGCAGCUCUGAGUGUAUCUGGGAAAAUAUUGUGGAAGACAAAAAAUAUAACAGCAGAUGAUUGUGCAGAAAAAUGUUUGUCUACCAAAAUAUGUUUAUCAUUUGAAAUAAAUACAGAAAUGGGAAAGUGUUCCUUAUCAAAGCAAACUGCAGCUUCCUCCAAGAAAAUAAAGUCAACCAAGAGCAGAGAUUACUACCAACGAGUAAACUUCGAUGAAGGGCUUAUUACGAUGAAAAAGGUUGGCAUACCAAGCAAAGCUAUUUUAGUAGAGCUUAAGAAUAGGACCUUAAAGGAGUGUGAAAAGGCUUGUCAUCAAUAUAUAGAAUGUAACUCUUAUCAGUACAAUGAGCAAGAUAAGUUAUGUGAUCUGAGUAACAUGACUCAGUUGAGUGAUAAACUUAAGCCCAACGAUGGAAAUUGGGAUAUAUACUUACCUAACCCAGUUGUUACAAAAGUUAACUGUGGACCUCCAAAGGAUGUUGGUGGUGCAAAGAAGUCCUACACUGACACCACCUAUAAAUCUGAAGUGACCUACACAUGUCCAGGAGGACAACAGUUGAAGUCAAAGUGUAAAGAUGACAAUAAAUGGACUCCAGUUGCAUCCAAUUGUAAAGUUUCUAAGAUUAAUUUUGUGAAAGUAGAUAGUGCACUUCUUGAUGUACCUGGAAAAAUAUUAUGGAAUAAGAAAAAUGUAACUGCAGACACUUGUGCAGAAAAAUGUUUGUCUGAUGAAAAUUGUUUAUCAUUUGAAAUAACAAAAACAAGUAGAAAAUGUUACUUAUCAAAGGACACUGCAGCUUCCACCAAGAAAAUAAAAGCAGCCAAAAGCAGAGAUUACUACCAACGAGUAAAUCCUGAAGAUGUUCAUUUUACACUUAAAAAAACUGCCAUACCACAGCAUGAUACAUUUGAACAGAUAAAAGAUUUGAGUUUAAAGCAGUGCAGUCGUGCUUGUCAUCAAACCCCAGGAUGUACCUCUUAUGAGUAUAAUGAAAAAGAAAAAUUCUGUGAUCGAAGCAAUGUAACUCACUUGACUCAUGACCUUAAACCCAACAAAUGGGGAUGGGAUAUUCAUAUCAUUAACCCAGAUCACAGCAUAAUUAACUGUGGGCUUCCUAAAGACAUUGUUGGUGCUAAGAAGUUCUACAGAACCGACUACUAUAAAUCUGAAGUGUCUUAUAUUUGUUCAAAUCAAGAAGUAAUAAAGUCAACAUGUGAAAAGAACAGCAAAUGGACUCCAGUCCCAUCUACUUGUAAAGAUUCUGAAACCCAUUUUGUGAAAGUAAAAGAUGCACUUCUAGAUGUACCCAGGAAAAUAUUGAUGGGCGAGAAAAGUGUAACAGCAGAUGCCUGUGCAAAACAAUGUUUGUCUGAUGAAAAUUGUUUAUCAUUUGAAAUAAAUAAAGAUAGAAAAUGUUACCUAUCAAAGCAAACUGCAGCUACAUCUAAGAAAAUAAAAACUAGCAAAAACAGAGAUUACUACCAACGAAUACAAUCUGAUGACCAGCCUCUUGUAUUGAGAAACGUUAGCUUCCCAGAGCAGGUCACUUUAAAACAGCUUAAGGAUAAAAUCUUAAAGGAGUGUAAGGAAUCCUGCCAUCAAUAUCCAGGAUGUAAUUCUUUUCAGUACAAUAAGAAAGACAAGUUAUGUGAUCUGAGUAAUGUGACUCACAUGACUGGUGUACUUAAACCCAACACAGGAAAUUGGGAUGUAUACAUUAUUAAUCCAGUUCAUGCAAAAGUUACCUGUGGACGACCAAAAAAUGUUGCUGGUGCAUCUAAAUCCUAUGAUACUACUACCUAUAAAUCUGAAGUGAACUAUACUUGUCAAGAUGGAGAAAAAUUAAAGGCAGUGUGCCAAAAGGACAAGAAAUGGACUCCAGAAGUGUCUUGUAAAGUUACUCAGAAAUAUUUUGUGAAAGCAAGAAAUGGAACUUUGGAUGUACCUGAGAAAUUGUUGUGGGAUAAGAAAAAUGUUACAGUAGAAGACUGUGCAGCAAAAUGCUUUUCUCAAAACAAUUGCUUAUCAUUUGAAAUAUAUAAAGAAAAUAAAUGUUACUUAUCAAAGAAGACUGCAGCUACUUCCAAGAAAAUAAAAUCAGCCAAAGACAAAGAUUACUACCAACGAGUAAAACCCGAUGAUGAUGUUUUUACACUUAAAAGAACUACCAUACCAUUUCACGAUACAUUUGGUCAACUUGAAGGAAUCAGUUUAAAGGAAUGUGAUCAUGCUUGCCUUCAAAUUCCAGGAUGUAAAUCUUAUGAGUAUCAUGAAAAAAAAGAAUUCUGUAAACCAUCUAACGAGACUCACCUGACUUAUGACCUUAAACCCAACAAAGAUGGAUGGGACAUACAUAUCAUGAACCCAGCUGUCUCAAAUAUUAGCUGUGAACCUCCAAAAGAUAUUGCUCACACAUCGAAGUCCUACAAUUCCACCAUCUAUAGAUCUGAGGUGACCUAUACUUGUCCAGGGGGAGAAAAGUUCAAGUCAACUUGUGGAAAGGACAAAAAAUGGACUCCAAUGAUAUCUCUUUGUAAAGAUUUUAAGAAUCAAUUUGUGAAAGUAAACCAUUCAUCUCUUAAUGUACCGGAGAAAAUAUUGUGGAAAAAGAAAAAGGUUACAGCAGAAGCCUGUGCAAAAAAAUGUUUCUCUGAUAAAAAGUGUUUAUCAUUUGAAAUAAACAAAAGAAUUGGAAAAUGCUUCUUAUCAAAGAAAACUGCAGCUACCUCCAACAAUUUAAAGACAGACAAAAACAGAGAUUACUACCAACGAAUAAAAUCCAAAGAUAAGAAAAUUAAGCUUCAUAAAGUUAGCAUAUCUGAGCAAGAUAUUUUAGGACAGCUUCAGAAUGUGAACUUAAAGAAGUGUAAUGAAGCUUGCCAUCAACAUCCAGAAUGUAAUUCAUAUCAGUACAAUGAGAAAGAAAUGAUCUGUGAUUUGAGUAAUGGGACUCAUUUGACUGAUAAACUUAAACUCAAUGAUGGAAAUGGGGAUACUUACAUCUUUGAUAAAGUUGCUAAGAAAUAUUUUGUGAAAGUAAAAAAUGGAACACUGGAUGUACCUGAGAAAUUGUUGUGGCAUAGGAAAAAUAUAACAGCAGAAGACUGUGCCAAAAAAUGCUUUUCUGAAAAAAAUUGUUUAUCGUUUGAAAUAAAUAAAGAAAAUAGAAAAUGUUACUUAUCAAAGGAAACUGCAGCUGCCUCCAAGAAAAUAAAAUCAGCCAAAGACAGAGAUUACUACCAACGAGUAAAACCCGAUGAUGAUGUCUUUACAUUAAAAAGAACUGCCAUACCAGGGCAUGAUUCACCUGAUCGGAUUAAAGAAAUCAGUUUAAAGGAGUGUGAUCGUGCUUGUCUUCAAAUUCCAGGAUGUAAAUCUUAUGAGUACCAUGAAAAAUAUAGUUACUGUGAUCCAAGUAAUAAGACUCACCUGACUCAUGACCUUAAACCCAACGAAGAUGGAUGGGAUAUACACCUCAUGAACCCAGUUUACUCAAAUAUUAACUGUGGACCUCCAAAAGAUAUUGCUCGUGGAUCGACUUUCUUCAAUUCCACCAUUUAUAGAUCUGAGGUGACCUAUAGAUGCCAAAAUGGAGAAAAACUAAAGUCAGUGUGUACAAAGGACAAUAAGUGGACUUCAAUAACAUCUAUUUGUAAAGAUGUUAAGAGCGAAUUUGUGAAAGUAAAUGAUGCAUUUCUUGAUGUACCUGAGAAAAAACUGUGGAAGAAGAAAAAUGUAACAACAGAUGAAUGUGCUGAAAAAUGUUUGUCCAAUGAAAAUUGUUUAUCAUUUGAAAUAACCAAAGGAAGUGGAAAAUGCUUCUUAUCAGAGAAAACUGCAGAUCACACCAAGAAAAUAAAAGCUGACAAAAGCAAAGAUUACUACCAACGGAUAAAAUCUGAUGAUACAAAAAUUAAGCUUCAUAAAGUUAGCAUACCUGAGCAGGAUGUUUUAAGACAACUUAAGAAUGUGAACUUAGAGAAGUGUAAUGAAGCUUGCCUUCAACAUUCAGAAUGUAAUUCAUAUGAGUACAAUAAGAAAGAAAAGGUCUGUGAUUUGAGUAAUGUGACUCAUUUGACUGAUAAACUUAAACCCAGUGAUGGAAAUAGGGAUGUUUACAUCAUUGAUCCAGUUUACUCCAAAAUUAACUGUGAACCACCAAAAGACAUUGUUGGUGCUAACAAGUCCUACAAUACCACCACUUAUGAAGCUGAAGUGACCUACACUUGUCCAGAAGGAGAUGAAUUAAAAUCAGUCUGUAAAAAGGAUAGUAAAUGGUCUCCAGUAAAUUCUACAUGUAAAGUUUAUGCAAAAAUUAACUGUGGCGCUCCAAAGGAAGUUACUGGUGCAUCAAAGUCCUACAAAACCACCACCUAUAAAUCUGAAGUGACCUAUACUUGUCCAGAGGGAGAACAACUAAAGUCAGUAUGUGAAAAAAACAAUGAAUGGACUCCAGUGGCAGAAGCCUGUAAAGUUUCUCAGAUCAAUUUUGUGAAAGUAAAAGAUGCAGCUCUGGAUGUAUCUGGGAAAACAUUGUUAAAGGAGAAAAAUGUAACAGCAGAUGCUUGUGCAGAAGCGUGUUUGACUGAUGAAAAAUGUUUAUCAUUUGAAAUAAACAAAGAUGAUGGAAAAUGUUUCUUAUCAAGGCAAUCAGCAGCUUCCACCAAGAAAAUGAAAACAGUCAAAAGCAGAGAUUACUACCAACGAGUAAAAGCUAACAAACCUGUUAUGUUUAAAAAAGUUAGCGUGCCGAGCAAAGCUACUUUAGGACAGCUUAAGGAUAAGACCUUAAAGGAGUGUGAAAAUUCUUGUCAACAAUAUAUAGAAUGUAAUUCAUACCAGUACAAUGCUGAAGCUAAGUUGUGUGAUCUGAGUAAGGUGACUCAGUUGAAUGAUGUGUUCAGAUUUUACCAAAAAGUUAACUGUGGACCUCCAAAAGACGUUAUUGGUGCCAAGAAGUCCUACAAUACCACCACUUUUAAAUCUGAAGUGACCUAUACUUGUCCAGAAGGAGAAAAAUUAAAAUCAGUAUGUAAAGAGGAUCAUAAAUGGUCUCCUGUAGUGUCUGCUUGUAAAGCUGCUCAGAUCCAUUUUGUGAAAGUGAAAGAUGCAGUUCUGGAUGUAUCUGGGAAACCAUUGUUGCACAAGAAAAAUGUUACAGCAGAUGCUUGUGCUAAAGAGUGUUUGUCUGACAAAACUUGUUUGUCAUUUGAAAUAAGUAAAGAAAACGGAGAUUGUUACUUAUCAAGGCAAACUGCAACAACCUCCAAGAAAAUGCAAUCAACUAAUACCAGUGAUUAUUACCAACGAAUAGAACCAAAAGAUGAUCUUUUGAUACUUAAAAGCACUUCCAUACCAGGGCAUGAUACAUUUGAGCGGCUGGAAAAUGUGAGCUUAAAGGAGUGUAAUCAUGCUUGUCAUCAAAAUCCAGGAUGUAACUCUUAUGAGUAUAAUAAAAAAGAUAUGCUCUGUGAUCAAAGUAAUGCAACUCACUUGACUCAGGACCUUCUGCCCAAUGCAUGGGCAUGGGAUACUUACAUCAUUAACCCAGUUAACUCAGAAAUCAAAUGUGGACCACCAAAAGACAUUGUCGGUGCUGAGAAGGACUACAAAUCUACCAACUAUAAAUCUGAAGUGACCUAUACUUGCCCAGACGAAGAGUUACAAUUCAAUGCCAAAAACAGGCAUCAUGAAGAUUUGUCCACAGUUGUUCACAAAUUUUACUCCAAAAUUGACUGUGGACCACCAAAAGACAUUGUUGGUGCUAACAAGUCCUACAAUACCACCACUUAUGAAACUGAAGUGUCCUACACUUGUCCAGAAGGAGAACACUUAAAGUCAAUAUGUAAAAAGGAUAAUAAAUGGUCUCCAGUAAAUUCUACAUGUAAAGUUUAUGCAAAAAUUAACUGUGGCGCUCCAAAGGAAGUUACUGGUGCAUCAAAGUCCUACAAAACCACCACCUAUAAAUCUGAAGUGACCUAUACUUGUCCAGAGGGAGAACAACUAAAGUCAGUAUGUGAAAAAAACAAUGAAUGGACUCCAGUGGCAGAAGCCUGUAAAGUUGCUCAAAUCAAUUUUGUGAAAGUAAAAGAUGCAGCUCUAGAUGUAUCUGGGAAAACAUUGUGGAAGAAGAAAAAUGUAACAGAAGAUGAUUGUGCAACAAAGUGUUUGACUGACAAAAAUUGCUUAUCAUUUGAAAUAAAGAAAGAAGAUGGAAAAUGUUUCUUAUCAAAGCAAACAGCAGCUUCCACCAAGAAAAUGAAAACAACCAAAAGCAGAGAUUACUACCAACGAGUAAAAGCUAACAAACCUUUUAUGUUUAAAAAAGUUAGCAUACCAAAGAAGGAUUCUGUAGGACAAAUUAAGAAUAAGACCUUAAAGGAGUGUGAUAAGGCUUGUCAACAAUAUGUAGGAUGUAACUCUUAUCAGUACAAUGAGAAAGAUAAGUUAUGUGAUCUGAAUAAUGCAAGUCAGUCAUCUGAUUUACUUAAACCCAACAAUGGAAAUUGGGAUAUAUAUAUGGUUAACCCAGCUUACAAUAAAGUUGACUGUGGACCACCAAAAGAUGUUGCUGGUGCCAAGAAGUCCUACAAAACCACCACCUUUAAAUCUGAAGUGACCUAUACUUGUCCAGAAGGAGAAAAAUUAAAAUCAGUAUGUAAAGAGGACUAUAAAUGGUCUCCUGUAGCAAAUGCUUGUAAAGCUGCUCAGAUCCAUUUUGUGAAAGUGAAAGAUGCAGUUCUGGAUGUAUCUGGGAAAACAUUGUUUCACAAGAAAAAUAUAACAGCCGAUGCUUGUGCUAAAGAGUGUUUGUCUGACGAAACUUGUUUAUCAUUUGAAAUAAAGAAAGAAAAUAGAGAAUGUUACUUAUCAAAGAAAACUGCAACUAAAUCCAAGAAAAUGAAAUCAACCCAAAGCAAUGAUUAUUACCAGCGAAUACAACCCAAAGAUGAUCUUUUGAUAAUUAAAGGCACUGCCAUACCAGGGCAUGAUACAUUUGAGCGGCUGGAAGAUGUGAGCUUAAAGGAGUGUGGUCAUGCUUGUCAUCAAAAUCCAGGGUGUAACUCUUAUGAGUAUAAUAAAAAAGAUAUGCUCUGUGAUCAAAGUAAUGCGACUCACUUGACUCAGGACCUUCUGCCCAACAAAUGGGCAUGGGAUACUUACAUCAUUAACCCAGUUAACUCAAAAAUCAAAUGUGGACCACCAAAAGACAUUGUCGGUGCUGAGAAGGACUACAAAUCUACUGACUAUAAAUCUGAAGUGACCUAUACUUGCCCAGCGGAUGAAACGAUAAAGUCUACAUGUGAAAAGAACAACAAAUGGUCUCCCAUACCACUUAUUUGUAACGAUACUAAGAAACAAUUUGUGAAAGUAAAAGAUGCCGUUCUUGAUGUGAUGGGGAAAAAAUUGUUGAAAAAUAAGAACGUAACAACAGAAGCCUGUGUAGUAAAAUGUUUGUCUGAUGAAAAUUGUUUAUCAUUUGAAAUAACAAAAAGUGGAAAAUGUUACUUAUCAAAGAAAACUGCAGCUACCUCCAAGAAAUUAAAGGCAGCCAAAGACAGAGAUUACUACCAACGAAUAAAACCUGAUGAUACAAAAAUUAUGCUUCCUAAAGUUAGCAUACCUGAGCAGGAUGUUUUAAGACAACUUAAGAAUGUGAACUUAGAGAAGUGUAAUGAAGCUUGCCUUCAACAUUCAGAAUGUAAUUCAUAUGAGUACAGUGAGAAAGAAAAGGCCUGUAAUUUGAGUGAAGUGACUCAUUUGACUGAUAAACUUAAACCCAAUGAUGGAAAUAAGGAUACUUACAUCAUUGAUCCAGAUUACACCAAAAUUAACUGUGGACCACCAAAAGACAUUCUUGGUGCUGAGAAGUCCUACAAUACCACCACCUAUAAAUCUGAAGUGAUCUACAUUUGUCCAGGAGAUGAACUAAAAUCAGUCUGUAAAAAGGAUAAUAAAUGGUCUCCAGUAAAUUCUACAUGUAAAGUUUAUGCAAAAAUUAACUGUGGAACUCCAAAGGAAGUUGCUGGUGCAUCAAAGUCCUACAAAACCACCACCUAUAAAUCUGAAGUGACCUAUACUUGUCCAAAGGCAGAACAACUAAAGUCAGUAUGUGAAAAAAACAAUAAGUGGAGUCCAGUGGCAGAAGCCUGUGAAGUUUCUCAGAUCAAUUUUGUGAAAGUAAAAGAUGCAGCUCUGGAUGUAUCUGGGAAAACAUUAUGGAAAGAGAAAAAUGUAACAGCAGAUGCUUGUGCAGAAGCGUGUUUGACUGAUGAAGAAUGUUUAUCAUUUGAAAUAAAGAAAGAUGAUGGGAAAUGUUUCUUAUCAAAACAAACUGCAGCUUCCUCCAAGAAAAUGAAAACAGCCAAAAGCAGAGAUUACUACCAGCGAGUAAAAGCUAACAAACCUGUUAUGUUUAAAAAAGUUAGCAUGCCGAGCAAAGCUACUUUAGGACAGCUUAAGGAUAAGACCUUAAAGGAGUGUGAAAAUUCUUGUCAACAAUAUGUAGGAUGUAAUUCAUACCAGUACAAUGCUGAAGCUAAGUUGUGUGAUCUGAGUAAGGUGACUCAGUUGAAUGAUGUACUUAAACCCAAUGAUGGAAAUUGGGAUAUAUAUUUGAUUAACCCAGUUUACAAAAAAGUUAACUGUGGACCGCCAAAAGACGUUAUUGGUGCCAAGAAGUCCUACAAUACCACUACUUUUAAAUCUGAAGUGACCUAUACUUGUCCAGAAGGAGAAAAAUUAAAAUCAGUAUGUAAAGAGGAUCAUAAAUGGUCUCCUGUAGUGUCUGCUUGUAAAGCUGCUCAGAUCCAUUUUGUGAAAGUGAAAGAUGCAGUUCUGGAUGUAUCUGGGAAACCAUUGUUGCACAAGAAAAAUGUUACAGCAGAUGCUUGUGCUAAAGAGUGUUUGUCUGACAAAACUUGUUUGUCAUUUGAAAUAAGUAAAGAAAACGGAGAUUGUUACUUAUCAAAGCAAACUGCAACUAAAUCCAAGAAAAUGAAAUCAAGCAAAAGCAGAGAUUACUACCAACGAAUAAAAUCCAAAGAUGAUGUUUUGAUACUUAAAAGCACUUCCAUACCAGGGCAUGAUACAUUUGAGCGGCUGGAAAAUGUGAGCUUAAAGGAGUGUGGUCAUGCUUGUCAUCAAAAUCCAGGAUGUAACUCUUAUGAGUAUAAUAAAAAAAAUAUGCUCUGUGAUCAAAGUAAUGCAACUCACUUGACUCAGGACCUUCUGCCCAACACCUGGGCAUGGGAUACUUACAUCAUUAACCCAGUUAACUCAGAAAUCAAAUGUGGACCACCAAAAGACAUUGUUGGUGCUGAGAAGGACUACAAAUCUACCAACUAUAAAUCUGAAGUGACCUAUACUUGUCCAGACGAAGAGUCGUUUAAGUCCAUAUGUGAAAAGAACAGCAAAUGGACUCCAGUAGCACCUACUUGUAAUGUUUACUCCAAAAUUAACUGUGGACCACCAAAAGACAUUGUUGGUGCUAAGAAGUCCUACAAAACCACCACCUAUAAAUCUGAAGUGACUUACACUUGUCCGGAAGAAGGCAAAAUAAAAUCAGUAUGUAAAAAGGAUAGUAAAUGGUCUCCAGUAAAUUCUACAUGUAAAGUUUAUGCAAAAAUUAACUGUGGCGCUCCAAAGGAAGUUACUGGUGCAUCAAAGUCCUACAAAACCACCACCUAUAAAUCUGAAGUGACCUAUACUUGUCCAAAGGCAGAACAACUAAAGUCAGUAUGUGAAAAAAACAAUAAGUGGAGUCCUGUGGCAGAAGCCUGUGAAGUUCGUCAGAUCAAUUUCGUGAAAGUAAAAGAUGCAGUUCUGGAUGUAUCUGGGAAAAUAUUGUGGAGGAAGGAGGAUGUAACAGCAGAUGCUUGUGCAGAAAGGUGUUUGUCUAACAAAAAUUGUUUAUCAUUUGAAAUAAGUAAAGAAGAUGGAAAUUGCUACUUAUCAAAACAAACUGCAGCUUCCACCAAGAAAAUGAAAACAACCAAAAGCAGAGAUUACUACCAACGAGUAAAAGCUAACAAACCUGUUAUGUUUAAAAAAGUUAGCAUGCCGAGCAAAGCUACUUUAGGACAGCUUAAGGAUAAGACCUUAAAGGAGUGUGAAAAUUCUUGUCAACAAUAUAUAGAAUGUAAUUCAUACCAGUACAAUGCUGAAGCUAAGUUGUGUGAUCUUAGUAAUGUAACUCAAUUGAAUGAUGUACUUAAACCCAAUGAUGGAAAUUGGGAUAUAUAUUUGAUUAACCCAGCUUACACAAAAGUUGACUGUGGACCACCAAAACGUGUUGUUGGUGCCAAGAAGUCCUACAAAACUACCACCUUCAAAUCUAAAGUGACCUAUACUUGUCCAAAAGGAGAAAAAUUUAAAUCAGUAUGUAAAGAGGAUCGUAAAUGGUCUCCUGUAGUGUCUGCUUGUAAAGCUACUAAAAUCCAUUUUGUGAAAGUGAAAGAUGCAGUUCUGGAUGUAUCUGGGAAAACAUUGUUUCACAAGAAAAAUGUAACAGCCGAUGCUUGUGCUAAAGAGUGUUUGUCUGACGAAACUUGUUUGUCAUUUGAAAUAAAGAAGGAAAGUGGAGGAUGUUACUUAUCAACACAAACUGCCACUUCCUCCAAGAAAAUGAAAUCAAGCAACAGCAGAGAUUACUACCAACGAAUAAAAUCCAAAGAUGAUCUUUUGAUAAUUAAAAGCACUGCCAUACCAGGGCAUGAUACAUUUGAGCGGCUGGAAAAUGUGAGCUUAAAGGAGUGUGGUCAUGCUUGUCAUCAAAAUCCAGGAUGUAACUCUUAUGAGUAUAAUAAAAAAGAUAUGCUCUGUGAUCAAAGUAAUGCAACUCACUUGACUCAGGACCUUCUGCCCAAUGCAUGGGCAUGGGAUACUUACAUCAUUAACCCAGUUAACUCAGAAAUCAAAUGUGGACCACCAAAAGACAUUGUUGGUGCUGAGAAGGACUACAAAUCUACCAACUAUAAAUCUGAAGUGACCUAUACUUGCCCAGACGAAGAGGCAAUAAAGUCCACAUGUGAAAAGAACAACAAAUGGACUCCAGUACCACCUAUUUGUAACGGUAACAUAAAUAGCUUCUCUCUUGUUAUCUUUGUCAAUGUAAUUUUGUUUUAUUUUUGCAUUAGAUGAUGUGUUUGUCAGAGGAGGACCAGCUAACCCUAUGACAAUUUCCACAGUUAUUGUAACUGGUGGAAGCUAUCCUCAGAGAGGAAUAUAUCCUCAGACCAGAGACCUCCCCCCAAAUACUUGUAACAGAGUGCAUUCCAUUAAUUCUACC
Messenger RNA from Octopus bimaculoides (California two-spot octopus), 19762 nucleotides. RefSeq lists its product as uncharacterized. Gene Ontology annotation, biological process: anatomical structure morphogenesis. Lineage: Eukaryota; Metazoa; Mollusca; Cephalopoda; Octopoda; Octopodidae. The record is from RefSeq and is a predicted model, not a curated record.